Molecule: messenger RNA, 1350 nt
Organism: Pogonomyrmex barbatus (red harvester ant)
Lineage: Eukaryota; Metazoa; Arthropoda; Insecta; Hymenoptera; Formicidae
Product: transmembrane protein 138
Cellular component (GO): cilium
Source: RefSeq, a predicted model, not a curated record
CAAACGUAAAUAAAUAUUUAAUUAUAUAAGUAUAUUCUUGCUUCUUUCGGAUUGUGGAAGUAGCACGAAUAGUGGAACUAGCACGGACGCACACCGAAAUGAGAUUUUAUCGUGUGAGAAAAUAGAACUCGCUACUUAUAAAUUCCAACAUGCUAAAAUGGAACUGUGGUGCUAAUGUACGGGGAAUUUCGAUGUUCCCACGAAAAACGCCGGGAUGGCCGCUCUCUGGUAACAGAUAAAUCGCGAUCGUGGCUGCUCUCAAGCUUCUCUCUGUUCAAUGCUUUCAACCUAAUUUUCGCUGAUCAGAUUAGAUGGUUAGGUUAGGUUAGGUGUGUUCAUUCGUUGCUAUGGCAACUACCCAUGCGUUUUAAUAAAUUACACAAGGGUACACGUGUUUAUGUUUUGCAAUUUCUUUUCACAGGUGGUAAAUGAGUUCUUUAAACACAAGGCAGUACACAGCUAUCAUAAUCCUGCAAUAUGUUAUAUUGCUCUUUGAUGUUUGCGUAAAUUCGUUCGCAAGCUUCGCUAGACAGCAUCCGACGGAUCUACUGGUGCUUUAUGUGAUUCAAGACUUUUGCCUUAUUGUGGCCCUUACUCUACUUUUAGUAAACUUCUUUUCUACUUACAUCUUCCAGGCAGGUUUGAUACAGCUGCUAUAUACAAGAUUCCACAUGACAUUAGUAUUAUGUGUUAUAUAUAUGAUAUUAUCAAUUAGUUUACAUACAUGGCAUGUUACUAUACAUUGGUCAGUACCAUUGAAACAUUAUUGGACAAAAGAAUUUUAUAUUCUUUAUUCAGUGCAUCGAACAGUUGCAGUACUAUAUUAUUAUUUCUACAAGAGAGCCUCUUUAAGAAUCGUUGACCCAAGAUUUUACAAAGAUUCUGCUUGGGUACAAAAGCAAUUGAGUAUCUCAUGAUUAUAUGUAAAUAAGAUUCAGUAACACAUAAAGAAUAAUUUUAACUUUGAUAAAAUAUAGAUAUACGGAUAUAUCUGUCUGUGCGCAAAUUUAUCUUUAACUAUUAUCUAUGCAAGAUUUUUAUAUUGGCUGAGUACAACAGAAAAAGCAACUUGCAAUUGUUGUAAAAUUCUUUAAUGAUUGAUUUAUCUUCAAUGAAAAGGCAAGAAUCGUUAUUAAAGAAGUUUAUCGUUGUAAAGCUGCUUUUUCUGCUGAAGGCAACCAUUUGUACAAAUUUAUAUAUUAUAUUUAUAUAUUAUAUGGAUGAAGUGAUGAGGUUGAUAUGUAAUUCAUACAUGAUAUGUAAUUCAUUCUGAAUAUUUUAAUUUCUAAAUUCAUGUAUUAUACAACAUUGUAUAUAGAAUUUAUAUACAUUGUGUAAAAAAUUUCUAUU